Molecule: messenger RNA, 1116 nt
Organism: Alligator sinensis (Chinese alligator)
Lineage: Eukaryota; Metazoa; Chordata; Crocodylia; Alligatoridae
Gene: DNAJC17
Product: DnaJ heat shock protein family (Hsp40) member C17
Exons: 11
Coding region: 58-990 (310 amino acids)
Biological process (GO): spliceosomal complex disassembly
Cellular component (GO): spliceosomal complex
Molecular function (GO): RNA binding
Source: RefSeq, a predicted model, not a curated record
GCAGAGACUACAAGUCCCAGCAGCCAGUGCGCGGGGGACUCGCGGGCGGCCGCGGCGAUGGCGGUCGAUAAGGAGAUGUUGGAGCGGGACCUGUACGCGCUGUUGGGCGUCGCGGAGAAGGCGUCGGACAAGGAGGUUAAGAAAGCCUACAGACAAAAGGCCCUGACUUGCCAUCCAGAUAAGAACCCAGAUAAUCCUAAAGCAGCGGAAGUCUUCCACCAGCUGUCUCAGGCUUUAACUGUACUAACCGAUGCAGCAGCAAGGGCAGCAUAUGACAGAGUGAGAAAAGCGAAGAAGCAGGCAGCAGAAAGGACUCAAAAACUUGACGACAGAAGGAAAAAAGUGAAACUUGACCUUGAAGCCCGGGAACGAGAAGCCCAAGCUCGUGUAAGCGAAGAGGAAGAGCUCCAAAUAACCAGAACAUUAGAGCAAGAGAUCAUACGUCUGCGUGAAGAGGGCUCCAGGCAGUUAGAAGAGCAGCAGAGGCUCAUUCAGGAACAGAUCCGGCUUGAGAGAGAGCAAGUCCAAGGCAAACAAGAAGGGAAUGGAGCAGAAGGCAAAGUGACUCCCAAACUCAAACUAAGAUGGAAAUGCAAGAAAGAUGAUGAGACAAAGGGUGGAUAUUCAGAAGAAGUUCUCCUGCGAAUCCUGCAGAAGUAUGGUGAAGUGCUCAAUUUGGUGAUCUCAAGUAAGAAGACUGGGAGUGCAGUUGUGGAAUUUGUGUCAGUUAAGGCUGCUGAAAUGGCAGUGAAGAAUGAAGCUGGUCUGAUAAAUAAUCCUCUAAAAAUCUCCUGGCUAGAGGGCCAGCCACAGAACAAUCCCAACACCAUGUUUCCUGGAAGUACUAAUCAGCCUUGGACUUCGCAGGGUUCCGUGCUCUCGGAGCGGGAUUACGAAAGCUUGGUGAUGAUGCGGAUGCGCCAAGCAGCUGAGAGACAGCACCUGAUUGAGCAGCUCCAGCGGGAAGAUGAAGAAGAGUCUCAUACCUAGCAUGGAGAAGUAGUUCCCUGCCCCUGCCACCCACCCCAUUCCACCUUCCUCCUCCCAACCCCUACCCUUCGUUAAAAAAAAUUGUUCUCUUAAUUUAAAUCAAUAAACAUUGUUUUUUAAGAAAAA